This is a messenger RNA of Exophiala oligosperma, 828 nucleotides long. RefSeq lists its product as uncharacterized. Lineage: Eukaryota; Fungi; Ascomycota; Eurotiomycetes; Chaetothyriales; Herpotrichiellaceae. The record is from RefSeq and is a predicted model, not a curated record. The transcript has a single exon. Bases 1 to 828 code for a protein of 275 amino acids.
AUGCCUGUCCACCUCAGUCAUUCUAUCUCCCGGUCUUGCUUUGCAGCAUCUGGCGCCCUUCGUCGCUUUGCCAGCUCUCCUCGUGUUAGAGCCACGAAAACACCUCCUUCUCCCCGAAAACCGUCGUCUCUGCCGCAACGUCAGCAACGAUCAAUAGACCCUUCCUUGACUCCAGAACAGGUGAACAAACAAUACUAUGGGGCAAAACUGUUGGCUGCUGGUCAGCAGAUGAUAUACAAGGCACCCUCACAUACUGGUCUUCUCGGAGCUUCUUGGUUUAUUGCCGGGUCAUGUUUCCUAACCUCGGCGGCUCUGGCCUUUGGAAAUCUGUGGUUAUAUGAUCCAGAUUCUGAUCUUCCGACGAUAGUGAGAGUAGGACAUCGACUUGGCAUAAUCACGUUCACAGCAGUUGGGGGCAUAGCCCUCCUGCGGCCCCUGAAUCUGGUCAAAUCGAUGAGACUCAUCAACUCUGAUACUGGUGUCAAGCUACUGGUACAGGUUCGACGGCCCGUACCUUUCCUGCGGCCGAAGCAGCAUAUCAUCGCUCCUCACGAGCUCCGUGUAGAUCGGACUUGGGUCCAUGAGCUUGAAGUGCCAGAGUUUAUACAAGAAAGCACCACUACACGGCGGGGAGUGUUCUCGAGUUUAGGCCGAAGUAUCAGCCGAGCAUUCUAUUAUCCUUUUGCUGCUACCAGGCAACUCAUGACCUUGGAAGGGAUAAUAAAUGCCUCUUUGAAGGAAGGAGGCCCUAAAGUCAAAUUGGACUCACAUGGUACGUUCUCCAAUGAUGGAGAAGAUAUUGAAAAGCUGGGUACUAUUAUUCUAUGA